Striga hermonthica is the source of this 626-nucleotide messenger RNA. NCBI's taxonomy places the organism in Eukaryota, Viridiplantae, Streptophyta, Magnoliopsida, Lamiales, Orobanchaceae. The record is from the annotation of a GenBank genome assembly.
UGUCGCUUUGGUCAUGAUGUAUGCUACUACUGUCACGAGCCCGGACACUUCGCGAACCGUUGUCUGAAGAAGGCUCAACAGCCUCAGCAGCCACCGCAGCAGCAGCAGCCCCGUCAGCAGGCACAGAGGCCGCCUCAGCAGCAGCAGAGGGGCAGACAGCAGGCCCGAGUUUACGCAGUCGAUCAGGCAGAGGCCAAGCAGCAACCAGGUACUAUGUCAGGGAUGGUUGUUCUUAAUAAUGUUCCAGUGUUUGCUUUAUUCGAUACUGGAGUGACACAUUCUUUCAUUUCACGACGAUGUCUUGAUACCAUCGGAGUUCAUGCCGUCACCGUUGUCAAUCCUCUCGAGGUGAGUUUAGCCUCGGGACGGAAGAUAGUGACUUCUGCUAAAGCUUCAGAUCUUAGCCUUUCCAUUGGUGGCCGAGUAUUGUCUACCGACGCGUUUGUUCUCGAGAUGAGAGAUUUUGACCUUAUUCUCAGAAUGGAUUGGCUAUCCUUUUAUCAUGCAGACAUCAAAUGCCAUGACCGGGAGAUUAAGCUUUAUCUUCCAAGAGACGAGUCGAUCACUUUUUUCGGCUCCAGGAAUCGUUCAUUGCCUCAUGUUGUUACGAUGGCAAAAGCCACUAA